AUGCUGUCAACUUGCCGGUCGAAUGCAGGCAAUUUGGGCAAUAUUUUUCUCAUCAUCAUUCCAGGUCUUUGCAAAGAGAAAGCAAGCCCGUUUGGAGCACCUGAUGUUUGUCAGGAUAUUGGACUAGCAUAUUCUUCACUCUCAAUGGCUAUCGGUGCUGUUUUCCUGUGGUCGAUUGUGUAUAACAUUGUUCGUGUCACAUCAAACAUGACGGAAGGAGAUGACAGUGCUCAAACAAAUGAAACGAAAGUGUCAGGAACUAUUGCAGGAGAGAACUACUCCACCUCAAAUGACUGCACCGAUGAAUGUACACUCCCUUUGAUAUCGACGAGCAUACGUGCAGCUAAAAAUAAGAUUGUCGGCUUCAUAAUUGGAGGAAUACCUCUGAUUAGAAAUGCUAUAAUUGGCGACAGCGCCCCACUUCGUGUCCUGCAGGAAUCGUCUGAACUGAUAGGUGGAGGAGCAAUUCCAUCCAUCACAUUGAUAAUGGGAGCAAACCUUCUGAAUGGACUACGAGGUGGUGCAAGUGUUCCACCGUCGGUGAUAGCCGGUGUCAUAGCUGUCAGAUACGUUAUGCUCCCGCUGCUCGGCACGGCGCUGGUGAAGGGAGCAGUCCAGCUGGGCCUCAUCCAGCCAGACCCCUUGUACCAGUUCAUCCUCCAUCUGCAGUACGCCGUGCCACCCGCAAUGAACAUCGGGACUAUAAUGCAGCUGUUUGUCGUCGGGGAGAGCGAGUGCUCGGUGAUCUUCGUGUGGGUGUACGCGCUCGCCUCCGUCGCCGUCACCAUCUGGUCCGCCAUCUUCAUGUGGACCCUGUCGUGA
Molecule: messenger RNA, 822 nt
Organism: Miscanthus lutarioriparius
Lineage: Eukaryota; Viridiplantae; Streptophyta; Magnoliopsida; Poales; Poaceae
Source: the annotation of a GenBank genome assembly